AUGCCUGUUUUCACAUCCGCCCACGGUCUCUGUUCCCCGCAUCGUGUCCUGAUUCGCCCCUUGGAUACUUGGGUGGCUCGCAAGGGCGAGGAAAUCCAGGGAUACGCCGACCACAAUGAAUGGAAGAACUUCUUCGCUGCGAUCAAAGCUGUUUACGGUCAUAUCGUCAAAGGCCGAGCUCCUCUGCUCAGCACUGAUGGACCCACCCUACUGGCUGAGAGGGCACUGAUUCUGAAAAGAUGGACUGAACAAAUCCAAAACAUACUCAACCGUCUCUCCAGCAUCUCCGAAGCCGCCAUCGACCGUAUGCCUCAGGAAACUAUCAAGGCUGUGCAGCAACCUUCCAGUGGGAAAGCAUCCGAUUCCGAUGCGAGCACUGCGGAAGUUUACAAAUAUGUCGACCACCAACUCAUAAACCGCCUAACUACGCUCUUUCAGGAGAUGUGGACUACAAUUGUUCAUAUCUACAAGCGAAAUGGGAACAGUCAACUUUGCGAUAAUCAUCACGGAAUCUUGCUGUUCAAUAUCGCCGGCAAAAUCUUUGCUCGUGUUCUUAAUCAUCUUAACAACCACCUGGAGCAAGGACUCCUACCAGAAAGCCAGUGUAUUUUUAGUCGUCAUAGCUGUACAACCGACAUGAUAUUCGCUGUUCAACAGCUGCAGGAGAAGCGCCAGGACAUGCGCACCUACUUCUACACACUAUCGUUGAAGCAGGGCUGUGUCCUUGUGCCUACCCUCUGCAGUUUCAUGUUCUCUGCUAUUCUGAUUGAGGCCUUCUAUGAGGAGCAUCCCGGGAUCCGCAUUAACUGCAGAACGAACGGGCACAUUCUUAACGUCCGACGUAUGCAGGCUCCCACGCGCGUCCCCACGACCACGGUUCAUGACCUGCUGUUUGCGGACGACCGCACUCUCAACAACACAAGAUGCAAAGGAGCAUGGACCUCUUCGCCGCAGGUUGCGCAAACUUCGGCUUCACCAUCAACACGGAUAAAACGGUGGUCAUGA
Dibothriocephalus latus is the source of this 1005-nucleotide messenger RNA. Lineage: Eukaryota; Metazoa; Platyhelminthes; Cestoda; Diphyllobothriidea; Diphyllobothriidae. The record is from the annotation of a GenBank genome assembly.